UGGUCGGCCUGCUAGCAGCUGUUUCUGAUUAUCAGCAAGUCUGUAAUCUGUCAUCCACUGACACUGAGAGGACAAGGACUCAUCUAAAGAAGACUGAAUUGAUUUGGUUUAAUUUUACACUAGACGUAUCUGAAGAUUCAUUUUGGGGUGAAACACCAGAGGUGAGCAUCUAUAAAGACAUUCAUCUUUCCGUUCUCAAACCCAGAGACUGUGGACGGCUAGAAACUACCACAGCGAGUCAUCCAUCAAUUCCAGCUUUAUCUUUGAAGGAGACGGCUUACGUUUUGUCAACCGGCGUAAUAAAGAGUCCGUUUUCACCAUCAGUCUGUGGAAUAUACUGAUGACAAGUGAACAAGAAGCAAUCUGUCUGCAAACAGCCUUGUGUCCACAACUUGACCCUGUCAGGAAGAUACAACAGGAAGAAAAAGAGCUGCAGUUCAAUCACCUUAUUCCCACUGAGGUGUCAACAUACCUUCUUCAGCUCUUCAGCAUCCCUGCCAAGAAGACAGCAUCAACAGUCUGACUCCAUUCUAGAUCGUUCAUCUGAAACACUCACAAAAAUCACAGAACAUAUGAACAGAACCAUAUAUCAACGUGAAGCUUCGGCUGACGUUUGAAGGCCUCUGAGGCCCGCCAAGUAGUUCUGGCAACUAAUCACACAUCCUAAAAGCAGAAGAGACAGGAAGUGUUCUCAGGUAAAGAGGCAGAGCGAUCAAGAAUCUGUCAAGAUUCAUCACUAAACUGCCAACUGUUUACACAUCAGUUGAUAGAGAGACAAACACACACCUGUCGGAUCUUUAACAGACACCUGUUGCUCCACAACUACUAAAGGCUCUUCUGACUAAUCAUGGCUGACUGGAGUCUACUUGGGAACUUUCUAGAAGAAGUCCAGGAACAUUCCACCUCGGUGGGAAAGGUGUGGCUCACCAUUCUUUUCAUCUUCCGGAUCCUGGUCCUGGGCACGGCCGCCGAGUCCUCGUGGGGUGACGAGCAGGAAGACUUCACCUGCGACACUGAGCAGCCCGGUUGUGAGAACGUUUGUUACGAUCGAGCCUUUCCCAUCGCGCAUAUCCGCUUCUGGGUGCUCCAGAUUGUGUUCGUGUCCACACCUUCUCUCAUCUACAUGGCACACGCGAUGCACAGUGUCCGCAGAGAGGAGAAGAGGAGGAAAGAGCGGGAAGAAGAAGAAGGAGCACAAAGAGACAGAGAUGGAGAGAAGUACCCAGAGGAAGACAAGAACUGUGGGAAGGAGGACGAAGGUGGAGGUGGGAAGGUGCAACUGAAGGGGGCUUUGCUACAAACAUAUGUACUAAGUAUCCUCAUCCGCUCUGUAAUGGAAGUGAUCUUCAUCAUAGUCCAGUACAUGAUCUAUGGAGUCUUCCUUAAUGUGCUCUACGUAUGUAAGGCCUCUCCGUGUCCGCAUCUGGUCAACUGCUACAUCUCGAGACCUACGGAGAAG
Sinocyclocheilus grahami is the source of this 1459-nucleotide messenger RNA. RefSeq names its product gap junction alpha-5 protein-like. Gene Ontology annotation, cellular component: connexin complex. The transcript is spliced from 2 exons. Gene Ontology annotation, molecular function: gap junction channel activity involved in atrial cardiac muscle cell-AV node cell electrical coupling. Gene Ontology annotation, biological process: atrial cardiac muscle cell to AV node cell communication by electrical coupling; heart development; cell-cell signaling. NCBI's taxonomy places the organism in Eukaryota, Metazoa, Chordata, Actinopteri, Cypriniformes, Cyprinidae. The annotation marks the transcript as partial. The record is from RefSeq and is a predicted model, not a curated record.